This is a messenger RNA of Guillardia theta CCMP2712, 882 nucleotides long. RefSeq lists its product as hypothetical. NCBI's taxonomy places the organism in Eukaryota, Cryptophyceae, Pyrenomonadales, Geminigeraceae. The transcript is spliced from 10 exons. The record is from RefSeq and is a predicted model, not a curated record. The coding region runs from base 1 to 882 and encodes 293 amino acids.
AUGAACGCUAAGAGCGAGCAGCAGAAGCUGUCCUUGUCCAACAUCUGGGUGCUCGCAGAGAGCAACGGGCCGGUGAGGCAGGAGGAGAUGAACAUCUGCAAAGCGUUCAUGCAGAUCUGCCGCGAGGACAACAACAAGGACAAGCUCCGAGCGUUCUUCGCUGAGAACCGCGGCAAGCCGGUGCUGUUCGAGAUGAAAACAGAACGGAAGGACUUUAGAAAGUUUCUGUUCUCAGGAGGAGAAACGAUGUCGAUACAAGAAGGAAGCUUCGGAGACAGCGGACUAGGUUACAGCAUAUGGGACGCUGGCCUCGCUCUCAGCAUCUGGAUCCAGAUGAAUGGGGACAAGUUUGCAGGCCGCGAUGUCCUGGAGCUGGGCAGCGGAGUCGGCGUGACCGGCAUCUGCAUGGCGAAGUCUUCAGCCAACCAGGUCGUCUUGAGCGACUUUGGCAACGUGGAGGACGAGGGGGAGGAUGAGGGGGAGAGGAACUCGGUCGUGGAGAGGAACUUGCAGCCGAGAAAUCUGCUCGAGAACCUCCUGACCAACGUCGAGCUGAACGGACUGGAAGAAAAGUGUCAGGUCACCCGGCUGGACUGGCACGCUUGUCUCGCGGACAGCUUCAGGCCUGUGAAGGAGUUCCAGUGCGUGAUAGGGAGCGAUGUGAUCUACUACGAGGAGGACGCUGAGGCUCUGACAGCUGCGAUAGUGAAGCACCUGCGAGCUGGGGGGACUUUCUUUCUCAUGAACAGGAGAGGUCGACCAGGGUUGUCUGCUGUUUUGGAGAACCUUGAGAGGAUGGGGAAGGUCGAGGUGACGGAGCUCUCGCUCUUCAACAACUUUGACUCCACGCCUCUCCUCUUUGCUACCUUUACCAAGGGAUGA